This is a messenger RNA of Danio rerio (zebrafish), 1674 nucleotides long. It is a transcript of the gene trim55b, whose product is annotated as tripartite motif containing 55b. Gene Ontology annotation, molecular function: zinc ion binding; ubiquitin protein ligase activity. The record is from RefSeq and is marked provisional. NCBI's taxonomy places the organism in Eukaryota, Metazoa, Chordata, Actinopteri, Cypriniformes, Danionidae. Gene Ontology annotation, cellular component: cytoplasm; nucleus.
GUAAACAUGGCAACCUCUGACGUGCUGCUUUCUAAAAACAGAGCUGUCUGAUAGUGGGCCUUGGCGUGCGGGAAUGCCAGUCUCAUUACAGAGGGUACAGACAAGCGCUUGGGCCUGAUUUCACCCCGCGACAGAGGACUGGAACAAUUUAAUUUUCGCGAACCAAAACGGUCUCAUUCUCAACUUCACUGGAGCCGUUGUUCGCCAGAUCAGGAUGGACAGCUUGGAGAAGCAACUUAUUUGUCCCAUUUGUCUGGAGAUGUUCACGAAACCGGUUGUGAUUCUUCCCUGUCAACACAAUCUUUGCCGGAAAUGUGCUAAUGACAUAUUCCAGUCUUCAAAUCCAUACCUUCCAAUCAGAGGAGGCUCGGUGACAUCAGGGGGCCGUUUCAGGUGUCCAUCCUGCAGACAUGAAGUUGUGCUGGACCGUCAUGGGGUUUACGGCCUGCAGAGAAACCUGUUGGUGGAAAACAUCAUUGACAUGUACAAACAGGAGUACAUCAGCAGCAGACCUUCUCCUGAGAGAAAGGUUGACCAGCCGAUGUGUGAGGUUCAUGAGGAUGAGAAAAUCAACAUAUACUGCCUGACCUGUGGCGUCCCCACUUGUUCUAUGUGUAAAGUGUUCGGCGCCCAUAAGGACUGUCAAGUGGCCCCUCUUGACAGUAUUUACCAGACGCAAAAGACAGAGCUCUCGGAUGGAAUAGCAAUGAUGGUGGGCAAUAAUGACAGAAUCCAAGGCAUCAUCAGUCAACUGGAGGAGACCUGCAGAACCAUAGAGGAAAAUGGCCGACGACAGAAAUCCAAGGUGUGUGAAAGGUUUGACCACUUGUACUCAAUUCUUGAGGAAAGGAAGAGAGAGAUGAACCUGAAAGUAAGUUCCGAACAGGAAGAGAAGCUGAACUACAUACGUGGCCUCACAAAGAAGUAUGGAGAUUAUUUGGAGUUCAUGACCAAAAUCAUGGAGACAGGAAUACAGACACUGGAAGAACCAGAGAUGGCUGUUUUCUUACAGAAUGCUAAACCCCUUCUGCAAAAAAUUGCAAAGGCAUCGAAUACCUCACACCUGGAGAGAGUGGAGCGCGGCUAUGAGAGCAUGGAUCAUUACUCUGUACACUUCAAGAGAGAGGGCAGGGCCCUGCGCAAUAUUGACUUCAUCAGAGAUGAUGAUGAUGAAGAGGAGGUGGAAGAUGAGGAAGAGGUGGGCGUUGAAGCAGCUUCAGGAGAAGUGGAUUUACUUGGCCAGUUGAAUGAACCACUACCGCCACUCCUGCCCCCACAAACCCUGAGCACACGCAGACCCGCCGCAUCAUCCUAACUUCACUAAAGUACACAUGCCAACACAAAUAUUGAUCAUUAUCACUGCAACCUGUUCACAACAAUAUGGACACCUAAAAAAACAGACCCUUUUACCAGAUGCUGGAACUAUUUUUUUUGUUUUAGUGACUACUUAAGAAAAGUCAGUAGAUGACUAAAUAUAAACAUAGAUGACUUAGGAAACCCUUCCAAGAUUUGUGGUGUUGUUUACUGCGUAGGGAGUGUUCGCGUGGUAUUUUCGUCGCAGUUGGCACGGCAGUGGUAUUUGAGUUAUGAAUGAUACGUUUUGCCUUAAAUGUUGUCUGGAUUUCCUAUUUCUAAACGUCAAUGACAAUAAAAGAGUACCCCCAUGUAAUGUAA